CUUUAGCGUCCCCGCGCCGUGCCGGUUCAGAGUCCCGGUGGACCGCCGGAACACCAAACCGCGCCUCUCGCUAUCCACCGUCACCCGACCCAAAAUAUUUGGCGAGGGAGAAUUCCGGCGAUCGAAGCCUUUAAUUGGAAAAAAAUUCUCGUCCCAAUGCGUGCAAACCCUACAGAUUGCGGCUCAAACUAGGGUUUUGAUCCUGUUGCGGGGCUUCUUCUUCCUUUGAAAGCAUCAAGAUAGCAACUUCUGGAGUGGCUUAGAAAUAUACGUAAAUUAUAAAGCAGGUCUUACAGUUGUCUGUACUGGCAGUCAUGUCAUCUAGUGAUCCUGAGUCUAGUGAUCCUCAGAAUAUUGAAGAUAUGAUGGAUAUCAAUGAAGAUGCUGAUGACUAUGCUCAGCAUUUAUCAAAGCCGAGCGUAUCUGUUGCUAGCAGUGUCUAUGAACUCCUAGAAUGUCCUGUUUGCUUGAAUGCUAUGUAUCCACCCAUCCAUCAGUGUUCAAAUGGUCAUACAUUGUGUUCUGGAUGCAAGUCUAGAGUAUUCAAUAAGUGUCCUACUUGCAGGCAUGAAUUGGGUAAUAUUAGAUGUCUUGCUUUGGAGAAAGUGGCAGCUUCUCUUGAACUUCCAUGCAAAUAUCAGAACUUUGGUUGUAAUGGGAUUUAUCCUUACUAUUGCAAGCUGAAACAUGAAUCACUAUGCGUAUAUAGACCCUACAAUUGUCCAUAUGCAGGAUCUGAUUGCACUGUUGUAGGUGAUAUUCCUCAUUUGGUGAGUCAUCUGAAAGACGAUCACAAGGUUGACAUGCACAAUGGAAGCAGUUUCAACCACCGAUAUGUCAGAUCAAAUCCAGAUGAGGUUGAGAAUGCCACAUGGAUGCUAACGGUAUUCAGUUGCUUUGGCCAGUACUUCUGCCUUCAUUUCGAGGCUUUCCAGAUGGCCAUGGCACCUGUUUACACAGCAUUCUUGCGCUUCAUGGGGGAUGAGUCUGAGGCUAAAAACUAUAGCUACAGCCUUGAGGUUGGCGGUAAUGGACGCAAGAUAAUAUGGCAAGGGGUGCCUCGAAGCAUAAGAGACAGCCACAAGAAGGUACGUGAUAGCUACGAUGGUCUUGUUGUCCACCGAAACAUGGCCCUUUUCUUCUCUGGCGGCGGCGAUAGCAGAGAAUUGAAGCUGAAGGUGACAGGGAAGAUCUGGAAGGAACAGUGAGGAGUCUCUCAUCUAGAUGGUCCAUAUACUUCUGUCUUUCCUGAUCAAGUAUUCUUGCAUAACUGAAGGCAAGCUCAAUUUGCUUGCAGGGAUGCAUGAAUAUUUGAGUGGAAAAACAAUCUGUUACAUUAUAAAGGGUACACAUGCUAUGCCAAGGAUAUAUUGAACCUGCUGCUGAUUGUAUUUUAUCAUGCUCAUCCAAGUCAAAACUCGUUUUGUUAGAGAAACAUGGAAAGAUUGUGCUUGCUUUGGAGUGUUCUUUAACAUAUGCCCUGAAUGAAAUAGGUAAUUUGUUCCAAAGCUCA
Molecule: messenger RNA, 1513 nt
Organism: Phoenix dactylifera (date palm)
Lineage: Eukaryota; Viridiplantae; Streptophyta; Magnoliopsida; Arecales; Arecaceae
Source: RefSeq, a predicted model, not a curated record